AUGAUAUGGAAGCAGGAUCCCAAGCACGGGCACUGGUGGCUGGAGCUGGGCCCGGGCGUGGUGGUGGGCUACUGGCCGUCCGGCCUGUUCACCCACCUGGCGCACCACGCGAGGAUGGUGCAGUUCGGCGGCGAGGUCGUCAACACCCGGCCGCCGGGGUCCCACACGGCGACGCAGAUGGGCAGCGGCCACUUCCCCGGCGAGGGGUUCGACCGCGCCGCCUACUUCCGGAACCUGCAGGUGGUGGACUGGGACAACAGCAUCAUCCGGGCGUCCGGCCUCAAGCUCCUCGCCGACCACCCGGGCUGCUACGACAUCCAGGGAGGCUCCAACGGCCGCUGGGGCACAUACUUCUACUACGGAGGGCCAGGGAGGAACGUGAAAUGCCCCUGA
Molecule: messenger RNA, 393 nt
Organism: Triticum turgidum subsp. durum (durum wheat)
Lineage: Eukaryota; Viridiplantae; Streptophyta; Magnoliopsida; Poales; Poaceae
Source: the annotation of a GenBank genome assembly